UCCGUCAAAGGGCGGGGGGCUCUUUCUUCUUUUCCUUCCCCCUCUAGUCUGGACUAUCCACCCAACUCGGUCAAAUUCCAAAAAUCUGUUUUAGCCUGACGCAGAAGCCAUUGUCGGAGCCUCCGACACUAUGGCCGAUAAGAAGCUGAUCGUCGUGGUUGAAGGCACCGCCGCCAUGGGCCCCUUCUGGCAAUCCAUUGUUUCUGAUUACCUUGAAAAGAUCAUCAGGAGUUUUUGUGGAAACGAGUUGAACGGGCAGAAGCCCCCUACUUCUCAUGCUGAGCUUUCCGUGGUCACUUUUUAUACCCAUGGAUCUUACUGUGGUUGCCUAGUACAACGGACAGGCUGGACAAGAGAUGUAGAUAUUUUCUUACAGUGGCUUUCGGCUAUACCCUUUGCUGGUGGUGGUUUCUAUGAUGCUGCAAUUGCAGAAGGGCUGGCUGAAGCUCUAAUGAUGUUCCCUAUUCUGCAAAAUGGAAACCCAAAUCAACAAAAUGUGGAUACUCAAAGGCAUUGCAUUCUUGUUGCUGCUAGUAACCCUUAUCCCUUGCCCACACCAGUUUAUAGGCCCCAGCUGCAAAAUUUGGAGAAGAAUGAAAAUUUAGAAGAACAAACAGAAAGCCGCACAUCUGAUGCCGAGACAGUCGCAAAAUCAUUUGCACAAUGCUCUGUCUCUCUGUCAGUCAUUUGUCCAAAGCAACUUCCUAAAUUGAAAGCAAUAUACAAUGCGGGAAAGCGGAAUCCGCGAAUCGGAGAUCCACCAGUAGACAAUGUCAAAAACCCCCAGUUUCUUGUUCUGAUCUCAGAGAAUUUUAUGGAGGCCCGUGCUGCUUUAAGUCGCUCUGGAAUUACAAGUUUGCCUUCAAAUCAGAGUCCUGUCAAUGUGGACAUGGCUCCUAUUACUUCAGUCACAGGACCGCCUCCUGCUUCUAUCCCAUUAGGGAAUGGAUCUAUCAUGAACAGGCAAGCAAUAACCGCUGGAAACAACCCCCCUGCUACUGUGAAAGUUGAGCCCAGCACUGUUACUUCCAUGCUAUCUGGACCUGGCUUUUCUCAUAUUCCAUCUGUUGCACGUGCUGCUUCUCAAGGAAUCCCAAGCUUGCAAUCUUCUUCUCCAUCUUCUACUUCUCAAGAAAUGAUCACAAACAAUGACAAUGUGCAAGAUUUGAAACCUAUAGUGAGUGGUGUGACACAACCCUUGCGACCUGUUGGUCCUGCUCCAGCAAAUGUGAACAUUCUGAAUAAUCUCUCUCAAGCACGACAAGUAAUGAACUCUGCAGCCCUAACUGGAGGAAGCUCUAUAGGACUUCAAUCAAUGGGUCAAACUCCUAUAUCCAUGCAUAUGUCAAACAUGAUAUCCAGUGGAAUGGCAACUUCUGUGCCUGCUGCUCAAAAUGUACUUUCAUCUGGACAAUCUGCUAUUCCUUCGAUAAGUGGUUCUGGGCCUCUGACAGGUAAUGGGCAGGUUGCACAAAAUCCUGGUCUUGCUUCAUUCAAUUCAGCAACUUCAAAUGCGUCUGGAAAUUCAAACCUUGGGAUUUCUCAACCAAUGGGUAAUCUUCAAGGAGGUGUUAGUAUGGGUCAAUCAGGACCUGGCAUGAACCAAGGGAAUCUUUCAGGAGUACAAAUGGCACAAAGUGGAAUUGGUAUGAACCAAAACAUGAUGAGCGGCCUUGGGCCAUCAGUUGUUUCUUCUGGAACUGGAACCAUGAUUCCUACUCCAGGAAUGCCUCAACAAGUACAAUCAGGGAUGCAAUCACUUGGUGUCAACAACAAUUCAGCAACUAAUAUGCCAUUGUCACAGCAAACGUCAAGUGCCUUGCAAUCAGCACAAUCCAAAUAUGUAAAAGUCUGGGAGGGAAACUUAUCUGGGCAGAGACAAGGGCAGCCAGUUUUCAUCACUAGACUGGAAGGUUACAGGAGUGCUUCAGCUUCUGAGACGCUCGCAGCAAACUGGCCGGCCACAAUGCAAAUAGUUCGACUUAUAUCUCAGGACCACAUGAAUAAUAAGCAAUAUGUUGGAAAGGCAGAUUUUCUGGUUUUCCGCGCAAUGAAUCAGCAUGGGUUUCUUAGCCAGCUGCAAGAAAAGAAGCUAUGUGCAGUCAUUCAACUACCAUCUCAGACAUUGCUGCUAUCCGUUUCCGACAAAGCCUGCCGCUUGAUUGGAAUGCUUUUCCCUGGAGAUAUGGUUGUUUUCAAGCCACAAAUAUCUAGUCAGCAGCAACAACAGCAACAAAUGCAACAACAGCAACAUCAGCAGAUGCAACCGCAACAGCAUACCCAGCUGCAACAACAGCAACUUCAACAACUGCAGCAACAGCAACUUCCACAACUGCAACAACAGCAGCAACUUACACAAAUGCAACAACAGCAGAUUCCGCAACUGCAACAGCAGCAGCAGCUUCCUCAAAUGCAACCGCAGCAGAUUCCACAACUGCAACAGCAGCAGAUUCCACAACUGCAACAGCAGCAACCACUCUCGCAGCUGCAACCACAACAGCAACUUCCACAAAUGCAACAACAGCAACCGAUCUCACAGCUGCAAACGCAGCAGCAGCAGCUUCCACAACUGCAGCAAUUGCAGCAACAGCUUCCGCAGCAGCAACAAAUGGUUGGGACAGGAAUGGGUCAAGCUUACGUUCAAGGUCCAGGCAGGUCGCAAUUAGUUUCACAGGGACAAGUUUCAUCACAAGGGCAACCUAACAUGUCUGGAGGGGGUUUUAUGAGUUAAUCGAUACAUUGAUUUUUCUGAGACGUAGCAAAGCUUAUACAAGAACUUCAGUAGCUGUCGGAGAGAAUCUCUAAGAACAAUUGGCCCUAUUCAACCAUUUCAUAGACUAUUGCAAGCUUAUGAGUUAUGGACAAGAAACAUGUAGGGUGAGUAUAAGCUGAUCUUAUACUGAAAAAAUCUUUACACCAUGAGUUCAUAUUAGGUGAUACUUUUCUUCUGUGAAUAUGGUUGAUUGUAUUGUAGUGAUACAAAUUUAUCUAUCCUCAUUCACAUGAUCAUAUGAUCAUUCGUGCUGAC
Messenger RNA from Juglans microcarpa x Juglans regia, 3028 nucleotides. Its product is annotated as mediator of RNA polymerase II transcription subunit 25. The record is from RefSeq and is a predicted model, not a curated record. The transcript has 15 exons. NCBI's taxonomy places the organism in Eukaryota, Viridiplantae, Streptophyta, Magnoliopsida, Fagales, Juglandaceae. The coding region runs from base 131 to 2731 and encodes 866 amino acids. Gene Ontology annotation, biological process: positive regulation of transcription by RNA polymerase II. Gene Ontology annotation, cellular component: transcription regulator complex; mediator complex.